AUGAUUACUGAUGUACAACUUGCAAUAUUCUCAAACAUCCUGGGAGUGACAUUGUUCUUCCUGGUGUUUCUUUUCCAUUACAUCAAUGCCAAUUAUUCAAAAUAAUGGAAGACAAGAUUCAU
This is a messenger RNA of Aphidius gifuensis, 122 nucleotides long. RefSeq names its product dolichyl-diphosphooligosaccharide--protein glycosyltransferase subunit 4. The transcript has a single exon. The record is from RefSeq and is a predicted model, not a curated record. Gene Ontology annotation, cellular component: oligosaccharyltransferase complex. Lineage: Eukaryota; Metazoa; Arthropoda; Insecta; Hymenoptera; Braconidae. The coding region runs from base 1 to 105 and encodes 34 amino acids.